AUGUUUUUGUUUAUUGUAGUGGGAUUGUUGUUAUACAGCGUUGCUACAGCCGCCGACUACGAAAAAUGCUGUGCCUGGAAAAGUAGUUUGUACUUAAACAACAGUACCUUUGAGUGUAAAGUGGACAACAACACAAGAUUGACUUUUUUGAGUGAAAAAUACGACUACAUCUCGAAAAAUACAGAUGGUUAUUGUGUGGACGGUGCCAAAGACUUCACCCUGUACAACAUCAAAAACAACGUGAUAGCAAAGAGUAAAGUAAUACAGGAAUACUUCCCCAAAUGCUGUCCUUUAAACUACAAGUUUGACACAAUCAAACAUUAUUGUGUUUUCCAAAAACCACAAAAUCAACAGUUCAUUGAAUCGAAGUACAUAAAAAUCGGUUUACCGCAGUGUCACUUUAUUGUGGACCACAAAAUAAACUCAACAGAAGACUAUAAAAUCGAAGAGGAUGGUAUCCACUUAAAACAAAAUAAUUCGAGAUUCAGAACAAAGAAUUAUUGCGUGGAGGAAACCACUGACAAUAAAUUUAUGGUAAGAGUUUGUCAGGAAAAGGACGACAUCUGUAAAUCUACAAGAUGCAUACGUAAAUGUUGCCCGGAUGGUCAAAGUUUUGUUGGUGGAAAUUCAUGCAUGGAUACGUACGAUAAAGGAGUGGAUUUGGCGCACAAUCCCAAUAUUAUGGAUCCAACAGUGAAUUUUUCAAUAUUAACGUUCAGAGGUGAAUGUAAAGAAAUAAAUAUUUGGAAACAGGAUAGGUACAAUUUCUCUCUAGAUGACAACGGUACCGUCAAGUGGGUCCAGACGGUAACCAAUACUACCCAGGUGGAGAGUUUCGCGAACUCUACGUUCUGCAUUGAGUAUGUACAGGGUGCACCAGUAUCCAGCAAUAUUACCAACGGGUAUAACCUUUUUAAAUGUAAGGAAAAACCCGCUUCUGAGGGUUCUGCAGGUACCACCCCCGAGGAUGGUAUUAAUAAGUUCAACGCCACAAUAUGGGCGAAAGUGGCGUCGAUAAUAUUUUUGACGAUCACGAUCAUAAUUUAUUUCAUCACCAACGAAGUCAGAAACGUUUUUGGCAAGGUAUUGGUAAACUAUUGCUUGUCGAUACUGAUUUUGUUCUCGUUACUGCUUUAUAACACGUGGUAUGGAACGGACUUACCUCAUUUUACUUGUGUUAUUUUUGGAUAUACAUUAAUUUACUUUAGCACAUCGCUGUUCACAUGGAUGAAUGUCUGCUGUUUUGACAUUUGGUAUAAUAUUGGAAGGUAUCAUGUGAACCUGCCAACAAGACAGCUACCUAUUUUAAGGUGGUCCACAUCGAUAUCUGAAAGAGGCCAAACAAGAAGAAACAUAAAAAAAAUGUUGCUGUAUCUUUUGUAUGGCUGGGGAGUUCCGCUUUUCCUUAUAAUUUUGAUUUUAAUAUUCAAUCAAACGAAUGCUCUUCCUCUUGCAAUACAUCCAUUUAUCGGUUUUCGAAAAUGUUACCUGGAUAAUACACUACCAGACAAUUACGCCAGUAUAGUGUUCAAAGAAGUUCCCCACUUAAUGUUGGAAAUAAUCAACACAGUUCUAUUUAUCAAGACAAUAAUAUAUUGUAUUAAAGUUAAAAACGAAAUUAAUAGAAUGAACGAUACAAGCGCUUCUAUUAGAAGUAGGAUGACUAAAGUAUUCUAUAGUUAGCAUUUUUAGGUUAAACCUGAUCACAAAACUGUCGGUCAUCAUGGGAUUAUUUUUUGUGUUCGAAGUCAUAUCGGCUUACUUUAAUAUGUCAAAACAUCCGGUAACUAAAUACAUAGAAGUGGUUUGGGAUACAAUAAACUGUUUACAAGGUGUAUUUGUAUUUAUUAUAUUUAUCUGCAAAAAACGAAUUUGGAUGGAAUUAAGAAAGAAACUGUAUGUUCCAAUUGCAUUGAGAAAAAUAUCAGCCUCAUCUUCUAAAUCAACUGAUUCGGAAUAUGUUAAUGAAACACCCAAUGUAUCAAAAAAAGAACAAAUCCACUUAUCUAAAUUGUAA
This is a messenger RNA of Brassicogethes aeneus, 2017 nucleotides long. Lineage: Eukaryota; Metazoa; Arthropoda; Insecta; Coleoptera; Nitidulidae. The record is from the annotation of a GenBank genome assembly.